UAGGCUCAUCGCCGAAUACAGCUAGACGUUGUAUUCAUCUGAAAAACGAGGGAGAAUUUGGUCAGCUUUGGGCCACAAGAAAAAAGAAGAAGAAGAAAAUGACGAGCUGUUUGUGCUGCAGACCAGCGAUUGUGGCCAAAUCAAUUCACAACGAGGGCUUUGCGUCGCCGUCUAGAGCUCUAAAUCGUGUUGCUGGGUUUGUACCUUACGGUACAAACGGGAGGUCUCUCAGUUUAAGGUUUCGUGGCGUGCGCGCUUCAGCUGUGGACUCGUAUGAGAGCUCUUCUGAUUUCGUCAAUCGCAUGGAAAAAGCCUGGUUAAUAUCCAAGCAACCAAGGCCUGUUGCUUGUUCUUCUUGCGACUCAAACGGUCAUAUCGAAUGCAAAUGGUGUGGGGGCACAGGCUUCUUUAUGCUCGGCGAUAACAUGCUUUGCCAAGUCCCUUCGAGAGGUACUAGUUGUGUUAUUUGUGCUGGAAAGGGAUCAACGUGUUGCUCUGAUUGCAAAGGAACAGGCUUUCGUGCCAAGUGGUUAGGACAGCCUCCUAUUUCCAAGUAGCAGCCUUGCUCGAAAGACGUCUGCACUGUCGGAAAGAUUCAACCAUCAAAAGCUGCCGUAGAAAAUGCAGUGACAUCUUGUUCAUGUUGUAACAAAUUCUUCUCUGUUUCUUUUAGGGCCUCCAUGGUCAAGUUAUGAUAGUUACAUAUUCUUUAAAUCCACAAUAAAAAGUUAUACCUUCUUGUUUUAGAUUGUGUAGUCCACACACAGAACAUCACUCCUUUACUAGUUCUACCUUAUUCAUUUUAAUUCUUGAAUGUAUAUAGUCAUUGCCUGCACAAUAUUCUAUUAUCACAUUGGUUUAUUAAAUUAUUGUUGUUAGAACUGUGGUUAA
This is a messenger RNA of Prunus mume (Japanese apricot), 891 nucleotides long. Its product is annotated as DnaJ/Hsp40 cysteine-rich domain superfamily protein. The record is from RefSeq and is a predicted model, not a curated record. Lineage: Eukaryota; Viridiplantae; Streptophyta; Magnoliopsida; Rosales; Rosaceae.